GCUAAAAAUAACAUUUCUGUGCAGGGGCAGCGUGUGAAAAGAAAAAAAUAAUUUGAACUCAAUCAAAAUGAAAUUUGCUCAGUCCACGUAACAUCUCAGUGUGUGUUUGAAAGCCCUGUGAAGUGUUGUGUAGUAUUUAUCGAUUGGAAUGACGAUUCUCAGUACCAAUUGCGCCGUUUGCAACGUGGCUGCCCCACUAACCUGCACCCGCUGCAAGCUGGUACGUUAUUGCAACGGGGAGCAUCAGAAACAGCAUUGGCCAACCCACAAAACAUGCUGCAAGCCCUUCAAGGUGCAAAACGAUCCCCAGUUGGGCCGCUACUUGGUGGCCACACAGACUAUUCAGGCCAAGCAGAUUAUAUUCGUGGAGGAGCCGCUCGUUGUGGGUCCCAAAUGGUUUCUCACCGACGACGAGAAAUCGGCCAGCAUUGUGCCAUGCGUCGCCUGCUACACGCCCUGUCGCAUCAACAAGCAUCUGUGCCGCAGCUGUCGUUGGCCUGUUUGCAGCAUCAGCUGCGAGCAUGAAAAAUUAGAGUGCAGCAUUCUCAGCUUGGGCAGUCCACCCUCAGGAAAAUCGGAUGCACGUGGACUGCAUGACUAUUACAGACAUGAUGCGCUGCUGGUGCUCAAGUGCCUGUUGCUGCAGCGUCAACAUCCUGAACGCUGGGCAGCACUGCUGGAGAUGCAGUCCCAUGAGGAGGAACGCUUGGGCACAGAGCUGCACCAGGAGGCAGAGCAGCGCAUUGUUAGCUAUCUGCAGCAACGGUUUCUACAGCGCAUCAAGGCGGCAAAGAAUCGUGAGAGCCUGCUGAGUGAGUACAGUGCGGAGCUACUGCAUCGGCUGUGCGGCAUCAUUGAGACUAACUACAUGGUCAUCGAGCUAGCAACGGGCGUGGAGCUGAGCGGCGUCUUUCGGCAGGCCUGCAUGAUGGAGCACGCCUGCCAGCCCAAUUGCUACUUUCAAUUCGAUGCGGCCACGCAACGGAUUGCUGUGCGCGCCGGCUGCGAUCUGAAGAAGGGUGACCAUCUCAAGAUCACCUACACGAACAUCCUGUGGGGCACACAGAUGCGACAGCAUCAUCUGCGUAUGACCAAGCACUUCAAUUGCCGCUGUUCGCGCUGUGAGGAUCCCAGCGAGUAUGGAACUUAUGUGAGCGCCAUGCGCUGCCUGGGCGAUGUGUCCAAGUCGUGUGGCGGCAUCCAACAGCCCGUGGAUCCACUCGACGAGCAGACACAGUGGAAGUGCGACACAUGCCCGAUGCUUGUGGAUGCUGCCUAUGUGUCAGAGGUGCAGACCCACAUGACUGACGAGGUGGAGAAGCUGCUCGCUGGCCAGCCGACAGCCAGUCAGGUGGAGCUGCUGUUGGCGCGUCUCUCACAGCUCUUGCAUCCCAAUCACUUUCACAUGUUCAACUUGAAGCACACGCUGAUUCAGCUCUACGGACACGAACCGGGCCUGGAGCUGGCGACGUUGAGUGAUCUGCAGCUGGGACGCAAGCAGCGACUCUGCGAAGAGCUACUCAAUGUUUGCCAAAGCCUGGAUCCAUACAGCAUCAAGUUGGCCAUCUAUGUCAGUGUUAUUCUAAUUGAGAUUGCUCACACGUUCGAGGAGCAGGCAAGGCGGUCACCUGCAAAGGCAACAGCCCAGUUGGAGCUGGUUCGUUUGCGGCUGCUCGAGGCGCAGGAUGUGGUGGAAAAGGUGCAGGAUUCGGUGGCCGGCAAAAAGCUGCUCGAAAAAUUGAAUCUGGACCUCUUUGAGUAUGAUAAAUUGGUGCUAGCCAAUAGCCACAGUCAGAAUAGUCAUACUCAGACUGCUGUUUAACCAAAAUGAAUGCGAUUUGUUUAAAUUGAA
This is a messenger RNA of Drosophila grimshawi, 1852 nucleotides long. RefSeq names its product SET domain-containing protein SmydA-8 (gene SmydA-5). The coding region runs from base 149 to 1822 and encodes 557 amino acids. The record is from RefSeq and is a predicted model, not a curated record. The transcript is spliced from 2 exons. Lineage: Eukaryota; Metazoa; Arthropoda; Insecta; Diptera; Drosophilidae. Gene Ontology annotation, molecular function: protein binding.